UGUCUCUGCAGGAACGGCAUGAAACGAGACUUUCUCGCGAUUAGAAUGGCUUCCACAGUUCCACAACUGAGUACAAUACAUAACGUAGAUAUGCAUUUUCCAAAAAAUCAACACUUUACAGACUUUAUGCAAAUCAAAAAUCGCAAUAAAACGGCAUUUUUUAAAAUAAAAAGGCAUUGACCUUCAUUUUGAAUUUCUUUUUGACAGGUCGAUGGAGUGCCCUAUUUCAAAUGUCACUUUUCUGUCAACGGCCAUUAAAAAUUCAAAAAAAUAACCAAACAACAACAACUGUUUUUUUUUAAAGUAUUUUUAAUUUAUUACUGUUUUUCAUCUAUAAAAUGUAAAAUUUCUUACCGUUUGAGCAACUAACGUGCUGUGCAAUAAAUAAUCUUCCAAUUAUUAUAAGCAUUUGUGUUAUAUUUGCUUUAUUCCUCUAGUAAACUGUCCCAAAAACAAAUUUAAUAAAAAUGUCCAUUAAUGUAACUGUAACUGGAAAUCCUGUGAGUAUAAAACGUGGUAAAAUGAUCACCUCGUCUGAUCCCGAAGCGGCAAAAAAAGAAUUUGAACAAAAAAGACUCAUGAGAUUAGAACAAGUUCGAAAACAAUCCAAACAACUAGCUCAAGAUGUUAGAAACAAAGUUAAACAAGAAAAGAAAAGGCAGCUUGGAGAAAUGGAAAAAGAGGGCAAAGAAAAACUAAAGUCCUGGCAAAAUCAGAAACUUUUAGAACUCCAAAACCAGUAUUUGAAUUCUCUGAAGGAAAUGGGACUAGGCCAUAAGGUAGCUGAGAAAUAUGCAGAUGAAAGUGCAAUUUUGGAAGUCCGGCAACAAGAAAACAAAGAGGUUGCUAGAAACCGAGGCAAAUUGGCAGAAGCCAAACAACAAGUGCAAAAAAAUGAAGAAAAAUUCAAAAAAGUCUUGCCUAUACAACACAAAAAAAUUGUAAGGGAUAUUGAGAAUACUAGAGCUGCCCUUGUUUCAACUUUGGGAAAAUGUUACAACAAUAAACAGUUAAAAACCAAAAAACCAACAAAAGCCAACAUCAACAUCUCAAUCCCAAAUGACUCAGAUUUCAGCGAAGCCUCUAGCUCCUCAGAAUCCUCAAAACCCCAUGACAUACAACAGGAAAGCAAUAACGAUAGCGAUCAAUCUUGUGAUCACAAUAGUGAAGGAUUUUGUGAAUGUUCUGAUGAAAAACCUGUCCAAGCUGAACCAAAUUCUGAUUCAUUUAGAUUUGCUUCAGAAUUGGAUCUAGAAUCAAAAACCCUGAAACAAAAAAAAUCUAGAGAUACGUCCUAUAAGGAUAGUUUGGACGAGCAAAGAAAAAUUAUAGAAAAUUUCAGGAAUAGGACUAGAGAAGUGCCAGUGGAUACGAGGAUUUCAGAUAGAAUUAAAAGGAGGGAAUUGAUGGUUUCUCAGCCUGAUUAUUGCGAUUUUGUUGCAGAUCCUUGUCCUUUAAUUGAGGUCGAUGAAAUUACAAAAAUUCGUGACAAAGUAUCAGCCAGAUCUACUUCUCAGCAAGAAGCUCCUUUGAAUAAAGAUCCACUACAACUCAGCACUGAAACUAUGGAAUGUGUUAAUACUAAAUUUCAUAACUGUUGUCCUUGCCACUCCAAAGAAACUGUAAGCAAAUCAACUACUGUUGAUAGAAAAAGUGCCCCUGCUAGUGAUACAAAAAGUGCCCCUGCUAGUAAAUUUAAGAAAGGGCCAGAUUCUUCUAGUAAAAUUGAAACUGUGACAAGUGGAGCUUAUAAAGCAUCUGAUUUUUCUGAACAGGAUAAAAUACCCACAAAACCUCCUAUUAAAUUGAAAGAUGCCGGUCAACAAACUAGUAAAGUAGACUCCAUGCAAAGCAGUACCCUUCAUGUAAAUAAGUUUGUUGAAGCUCCGAAAAGAUCAGUUCAGUCUACAAAACCUCGCAGUACCACAUCUGGGGCUCAAAAAGUCCGCCAAUACGAUCAUCCUAAUAGAUUUAUUAGAGAUGUGCCAUCAACCUCAAAUGUGGAAAAAAUCAGUGCAGAUAGUAUUGAGGUUGUUCCCAACAUAACAUCUGAAAGAGAAUGGCAUGAAAAAAUGAAGCAACGCGAUUUAGAAGCACAAAUCAGGGGCAAAAGAGCAAUGGAAAAGGAAAAAGUCCAAAGAGACUACGAAGAAAUGAUGAAGAAAUUGCCAAUAUUACAAAGGAAGCGGCAAAUUUCCGAAAUCGGCACUGACAAGCCUGAAUAUCACAUGUCAGAGGAGCGAUUGAGGAAACGCGAAAGAGAACGUCAAAAUAGAUUGGAAAACGCUUACACCCAAGCGAUUCCUGAUUUGAAACCACAAAUUGUUACUUUGCCAAGCAGACAACAUGAACCUCCCAUGACCAAUGAACCAUUUGAAAUAUUAGACGGUGAUGAUGCUAGGGUGUUGAAUCUAGGCAAGUGGGAUACAGAUUCAAGGCCCAAGACAAUGUUUUCUGCCGAAGAGGUUCAAGAGAUAAUUAGGGCAUUUACUGUGCAAAAACCGGAAGAUAGAAAAACGAAACUCAAGCAACUUUUGAAGAGCCUCAAGCUUCAGAAAGAACAGCUUAUUAAUGAGAUACGCGCUUUGCCUCCAGAUGAUAGUAUCAAUGCAUUGCUAGGGGAUUUGACAUCUUUUAGUGAUUCAGAUGAAAAAAGAUACAGGUCUAGUAAACAUAAAACUAAAGACAAAGAUAAAUCUGAAAGAAAAAGGCGCAGAGAAAAAAGUGAUACAAGUGCUUCAAGUUCAGAUACAUCGUUAGAAAAGAAAAAAGAUGCAGAUAUGAAGUCAACACAUAAAGACAAAAAAUAUCGAUCGCCACAGAAAAAAUCGAAAAAACGUGACUAUAAGGUGCGCGUUUUACAAAAUACGAGCACACAAACUACUCCAAAACCUACAAAAGAAAAAUCUUCGACAUCCUCUUCUACAACAACCACAACUUCUAGUUCAAAUCAACAGCAAGAAAAGCAUGAAACUGUUGGUUCCUCUAAAAGUCACGGGUUGUGUAAAUGCCUUGAAUGCCCUGACAAGAGAAAAGAUUGUGAGGAGGUUUGUAAAAUUUUAAUAAAACUAGGUGACAAUGACUCGCCCAAAGUUGAAGUUGUGAAGGGUGCUUCUUCUGCAGAUAAGGAGAAAAGAAGGAGAGAUGAAGCGGUACCAAAAUCUCCUGAGAGAAAAAGAGAAAAAUCAUCAAAAUCGCCUAGAACCUCUAAACCUCUAAAAUCACAAUCAACUGAUAAAGAAAACAUAUCUCCAUUGAAAAGGACUUCAAAAAGGACUGAACUUAGAUCGGUAGGCACAACAGAUGAUGUAGUAUUUAAAAAACCACUUCCAAAGCCCAUAAAAAAAAACACUUUGGAAAAAGAAAAAAAAACAUCUCCAAGAAGAAAAAAUGAAUCUUGGAAAGAACGUUUCAGCAAAAACUCCACUUCCAGCACUUCAUAUUUAGGCCGUCCAGAUUUUUCCACAAUUAACUCUACUGCUAGCACUGACAUAAGCAAACAGUCAGAGUUUUAUCCAAGAAAGAAGCCACAUCAGACGAGAUUAAAACACUCGAUGCCAGGUACACCAGGCGAAGACUCACAAAUAGAUCCAAGACUUCUUCAGUACGUCAAACGUCUCUUGAGCAUGUCAAGAAAUAGUGUAGAUGAACUGGGUGUUUCCUCUAGCAACGUGCCAACUCCAAGUCAGAGUAUCAUAGAAAUAGAAUCUAAUAAUCCCAAGGCUCAACUCCGUGACAUUAUGAGUUUUAUUAAUGCUCAAUCUGAAAUCGCUAGGCAUUUAGAUAGUUCUGAUGAUCGAGUACAUGCUCCACCUAAUUCAUCUGCAGGUCAUUCAGACAUCAAAGAUCAGGAUAUUACUAUGCAAAUUCCAGAAAAAGACGAUAACAGUAAAACUAAAGAGCACCUCCUGACUCAAUUUGCUGAUGUUACCGAUUGUUGCACACAAAGAAUCGCAAAUCUGGCAGCCAUGAUUGAGCAAUUGCGCCAAGAAAAAAUCCACCUGCUUCAAAGUCCACCGUUGAGCCAAGCUCAGAAUAGUCCUCGGGCAGAUUUAGUCCUGCUCAGUCCAAUCAGCGAUAAGGAUAAUUCUUCAACUCAAUAUUUACAAUUUCCGCCUGCAGGCGAAAAAUCCAAAGGCACUAAUUCUACUACUAGCAUGAACGAGGAAGAGUUAAAUAGAAGACUAUUGGAUAUUGAUAUGAGUUUAGCAGAUAAACUGAAACAAUAUGCAAAGGAUGAAAGCCCAAAGAUAAAUCUUGUAAAUACACAAACAGAAUCAACCCAACCCACGAUAGACGAUUCAUCAAAUCAGACAGAUCAACAUUUUCUUCAGAGGCUUCAAAAUCUUAUCCAAGAAAGUCACCAUCAGGAACCAACCGAAGAGGACGUAAAUAAUCAUUUACCUGAAAUAAACAAAGAGGUUCCGUUUAUACCUUUUUUAGUAGACAUUCCGAAAUUGCCUAUAUUAGAACCUGAACCUGAGGGAUUUGAUGAUACAGUGCCAACAAAGCGAUAUCCUCCUCCUUCUAAAGGCCUGAUAGCUGCCAAAAAAUUUAAUGGAGAUAUUCCUUUGAUGAUUCCUCAUGAGUUAUCUACAAUUGUUGAAGCUGAUUCUUCCAAAAUUAGUCCAAAUAAUUCAAAACUUGUUAUACCUUUAAGUCCUACAAUGGAAGAACCUACUUUGCCUACAGAUGAAACAGUUGUUGAAGAGUCAGUUGUUGAUAAAGAUAGUUGUCCAAAUUUUGCAUUUUCUUCAAGUGGGUCCCAAGUAACUUCUACAACUUCCUCAGGUGAGUUGAGAAGCGUGGAAGAUAUGCUUAAAAGCAUUGGCAUGGAUUGGGCUAUUUCGACACUACAAAAAACUAAAGAAUCUUUAGGAUUGAGCCCUGGUAGUACUUCAGAGGAUUUGAGUUCAAUUAAAAAGUGCAGGUCACAGAAAUCUCCUAGCAAUACAGAAGUGAGCUUGAAAGAAUUCCUCAAAAAGCAAGCUAUUAGUAAAAUAUCUUCAAGUAGUAUGAAAUCUGAAGCGAGUCCGGCAAGUUUUGCGCCGGAUCGCUCUGAUUUGUCAGCAAUUCAAGCGAAUUCCAGCACAGAAAAAGCUAAGCAACAAAAAACCUCAACGCCAGUUUUGAGUAAGAGCACUAGUAAUUCUCAAGAGGAUCAGCUUCAAUUUUCCACUGGAGCUUCGGAUCUAUCUUCAGUAAGAAAUGGCUCUAACGAACAGGAUCAACAAACUGGAAAGAUGGCAAAAGUCACGUUUCAAAGUUUGCCCGGUGACGAAGAGUUAUCUUCUUGAAAAGUAAGUACCUACUGGCGGAUGACUAUUAUAUUAUAGUAUAGUGUUUUUAAAAACAAUGAAAGAAUGGAUUUAUAUUAGUGUUGGUAAUGAUUUUUUUUAU
Molecule: messenger RNA, 5400 nt
Organism: Ceutorhynchus assimilis (cabbage seed weevil)
Lineage: Eukaryota; Metazoa; Arthropoda; Insecta; Coleoptera; Curculionidae
Source: the annotation of a GenBank genome assembly